Messenger RNA from Gadus morhua (Atlantic cod), 3707 nucleotides. It is a transcript of the gene pcyt1aa, whose product is annotated as phosphate cytidylyltransferase 1A, choline a. Gene Ontology annotation, molecular function: choline-phosphate cytidylyltransferase activity; phosphatidylcholine binding. Bases 425 to 1543 code for a protein of 372 amino acids. Gene Ontology annotation, cellular component: endoplasmic reticulum. The record is from RefSeq and is a predicted model, not a curated record. The transcript is spliced from 9 exons. Gene Ontology annotation, biological process: CDP-choline pathway. Lineage: Eukaryota; Metazoa; Chordata; Actinopteri; Gadiformes; Gadidae.
UGGGAGUGUGCAGACGUCUUGACGUCGCGUUUAUAUUUGUAGUUCCUACACUGCUGACUUGUCAGCAUUAAGUCUACUAAAAGCUGUCACUCGGAUUACGGAUCGGCUUUUAAUUAAAAAAAAACUUGGCUAUCUGUCUGCCUUUUCAUCAGUGUGACGACUGCUCCGCUCGUGCUGGCCAACGAGGAACCAGGCACUGGACCAAAGGACUAAAGGUUGUGCUACUGAGUUAAGUUAGCUAGCCAACUAGCUACAGCUAGAAGCUAGUCAGUCUGACGACUAGCUAAGUAACACUGCUAGCCAGCAGCGUUAGCAAGUUACCCUGUCAACUACCCUCCUAGCCUGCCAGCUGUCCUCCCAGGCCAGGAAGAGUCCACUCCUCCGUUAUAGACUUCGGGACGAAACACGGAAACGUCCCAGGAGGAUGGAGAGCCAGGGGUCCAGUGAGGUGCUGGUGUCCAGCAGAAAGAGGAGGAGAGAGAGGGAGAGCUCCUACUGUGAGUCCGAGGACUCGGAGAAGCCUGGAAAAGUCCCCAGAUGCACUGUGGGGCUGAAGCAGCCGGCUCCGUUUGCAGAUGAGCUUGUGCCCACUAAAGCGCCUUACCUCAGAGUGAACAUGGAGACGGCAAAGAGAGGAACCCCCCCUGAUAGGCCGGUGCGGGUCUAUGCCGAUGGCAUCUUUGACGUCUUCCACUCUGGUCACGCCAGAGCGCUCAUGCAGGCCAAAUGCCUGUUCCCCAACACACACCUCAUCGUCGGUGUGUGCAGCGACGACCUGACCCACCAGUUCAAGGGCUUCACGGUGAUGAACGAGGACGAGCGCUACGACGCCAUCAGCCACUGCCGCUACGUGGACGAGGUGGUGCGCAACGCCCCCUGGAGCAUCUCGCCCGAGUACCUGGCCAAGCACCGGAUUGACUUUGUGGCCCAUGACGACAUCCCCUACUCCUCGGCCGGCAGCGAUGAUGUCUACAAGCACAUUAAGGAGGCUGGCAUGUUCGCCCCCACCCAGCGCACCGAGGGGAUCUCCACCUCCGACAUCAUCACGCGCAUCGUGCGUGACUACGACGUGUACGUGAGACGCAACCUGCAGCGGGGCUACACCGCCAAGGAGCUCAACGUCAGCUUCAUCAACGAGAAGAAGUACCACCUACAGGAGCGUGUGGACAAGGUGAAGCGGAAGGUGCGCGACGUGGAGGAGAAGAGCAAGGAGUUUGUCCAGAAGGUGGAGGAGAAGAGCAUCGACCUCAUCCAGAAGUGGGAGGAGAAGUCCAGGGAGUUCAUCGGCAACUUCCUGCAGAUGUUUGGCCCCGAGGGAGCUCUGAAGCACAUGCUGAAGGAGGGCAAGGGCCGCAUGCUGCAGGCCAUCAGCCCCCGCCAGAGCCCCAACAGCAGCCCCGCCCGCGAGGAGGAACGCUCCCCCUCCCCCACCUUCCGCCUGCCCUUCUUCAACAAGACGUCCCCCCCGCCCUCGCCGCCGCACCACAGCGCCGCCCGCAGCUACCCCAUCAGCGAGGACGACGACGAAGACGACGAAGACUAGGUCGCGAGCGUCUGAAGGAUGUCUAGAAGACGUGUUGUUCCGACGGGAAGAGGGGCUUGUGUGCGGGCGUCUGCACAGCUCUGUCUUAGCAUACCAGUAGCAGCGGUCGGUCUCUCUUUCUUAUCGUUAGCUCUUCCUUUUGAUCCCCACUUGUUACAGCGGUUUUUGUUUAUUCUCUCACAAUGUCGGUUGCACGUUGACCGCUCACUGUAAUCAGCCACUUGUGCAGCACUUCUUCUCCUUCUUUCUUUGCCCGUCAAUUUCUAAGCGUGUUCCUUUUCAAUGUGAUCAAGGUCAGUUUUAAAAUGCAAUAUCUGGUGCCCUUUUGCUACUCGGAGGCAGUCAUCCCCUAUCUUGUCCUUUAGUCCCUUUUGGAUAUUUUUUGUUUAUAUUUUUAGUUACUGUCACUUAAUGAAUAUGUACACCUUGUUCUUCACCUUGGUUUUCCAAUGGUUAUGAAGAGUUUCUCAGUAUUUCUAUGUGGUUGUUUGGCUAGCAUUGCUGCACGGUGGGUGGAAUCACUACGGUGUCGGGUUUGAUUGGAAGAAUAGGUUUGCCCUACAACACUACAUAACAUAAUCCAGUUGUUAAAAGGUGAAGGGCUUGUUAUCUGCGUACACUAACUGAAACUAAUCCAAUCGGCGUUCUUUGUUCGUUCUUCAUCCAACAUGUAUGUUUAUAUGAUCUGAGAAAAUUCGGCCUAUUGCUUAUUUUUCAGUCUUUUUUUUUUAAUUCGGGAAAGAGAAAUGUUUUUUCAAAACCCCUUUCCCCCCCCUUCUAAAAAAGGUGUGAGCAUGCAUGGGCCGUGCACAGUUCUGUGUGCAUGUGCAUGUUAUGUUUGAGUGUGCAUUUAACUGCAAAGCUCUUAGGUGGGCAUGUUUUAACCUGUUGUCCCAUUGUGUUGACCCCUCUGUCCACUGACACGAUCUGGCUGUGCUCAGUGUCGGAUAAUAAAUCAAUAACUGAUUUAAAAUCAAUAACCUGUUGCGGGUUGCACCGCUGUUCUUUCUGUGGAGGAGUUUACGGAUCUCGUUCUUUUGAGAUGAAUCUUGAAACAUUGAGCACAAAUAUCGUAAUCAGUUGAUUUUUAUAGUUCGCUGUCUGCUUUUUGUGGAUGACAGAGAACCCAAGGCACCCUAGAAACUGAUUUCAAUGAAGUCAUCAGAUGUUAACAAGGCUCCAGGGUUUUGUUUAACCAGCUUGAUGCAGAUCACAACCAUCCUUUAUUCAAAGGUUGAAUUCAAAUAUGGAUUCCGUUUUGGGAUACCAAAUACAAUACCCAGUUUCAGAUACUACAACUGGGUAUUGAACAUGUAAGAUUUGCAUGUUACACAUAAUUCUCAAUUCAGAAUAUUAGGAACAGUACAUAAUUGAAUGUGUCCCAAAACUUCAAGCUAUUCCCAAAAAAAUAUGUCGACAUCCUUAAAUUUUGAACGUGAAGACAUUGCCCACAAUGAGCAUUAUAUUUAUCGAUGUUUAUAUAAUUCUCCAUUUGUGGAGUUGGAUCCAACUUGUGUCAAGUAUUGUCAUUUUUAAGGUGAGCAUGAGUUGUUCUGUACCCUUGAUAAACUGAAGCCAUCAAAGCCAUUUCUUUCUAAUUGUUUCACAGCCUUGCCCAAAACUGACCACCUGCAUAUUUUACUGUUGUAAAGCAAUAGCGCUGCUUUGGUUAUUCUAACAGGCUAGAGGAACAAGUACUAGUGUGAUGAAUCCACUGAUGUCUUUUGGGAAUCUGUACAUUGGAAUUGUUCUGGGGGUUACCAGAAAGUGUACAUGGGUUAGUGAAAAGCCAGUACUACAAAGACAAAAAUGUACAAUUCUAACACUCUUACUGCCAUUAUUUUUGUUGUUCUGAAUGUGCAGAAAGUUACAAAUAUAUAUAAAAAUGUUGACCAAAGAAAUUGUCAUUUUAUCUUCUAUCCUUGGUGGGCAAUUGUGGUUCAUAAAGUUAUGUUUACUAAUGCAACAUUAUAGUUCAGUUUCCUGUAUUCUAACAGCACUCAAUUGUGGUUCAUAAAGUUAUGUUUACUAAUGCUAGAUUAUAGUUCAGUUUCCUGUAUUCUAACAGCACUCAAUUGUAUUAACCAUGAGAGAAAGUUGACAUCCAUAGCUUUUAUAGCACCACACUCAAUCAUGACAGUCCAAUAAACACUGCAAUAUAGUG